AUGGCCAGACAGGAGGGCGCGCAAGCCAAUACCCUGCCAGACUAUGAUCCACAGUGCUACCUCUGCCCUGGCAACCCUCGCGCCCAAGGCGACGCCAACCCGCAGUACGCAAACACGUUUGUCUUCGUCAACGACUACAGUGCCGUCAAGGAAGAACAGGCCGAGUACCACCCGCCCGAGCCCGCGUCCAGCCAUGACCUCUCGGCCCUCCUGCUCCGCGCCGAGCCCGUCACGGGCAAGUGCUACGUCCUGACCUUCAGUGCGAAGCACUCUGUGACCCUCGCCGACAUGUCGCCCGCCGAGAUCCUCCCCGUCAUCGAGACAUGGACCCGCAUCUACGCAGCCCACCUGUCCCCCUCGAGCCCCCUGGCCGACGUCGCCGCCGCCCUGCCGCUGCUGCAGAGGCACCCCGGCCUGCCCGACAACAUCGACCCGCCCAAGAACCAGCUGCGCUACAUGCAGAUCUUCGAGAACAAGGGCGCCGCCAUGGGCUGCAGCAACCCCCACCCCCACUGCCAGGUCUGGACCACGAGCACCCUGCCCGAGGAGCCGGGCAAGGAGCUCCACCAGAUGGCAAGGUACCGCGCCGAGCACGCCGGGCGCCACCUGCUGGCCGACUACGUCAAGCUGGAGAUGGACAAGGGGGAGCGUCUGGUCUGGCAAAACGAGGCCUUCGUCGUCGUCUGCCCCUGGUGGGCCGUCUGGCCCUUCGAGCUGCUGAUCAUCGCCAAGAGACAUGUGCGCGCCCUGGUCGACCUGAGCGACCGCGAGAGGCUAUGCUUUGCCGAGGCGGUCCAGGAGGUCACCAGGAGGUAUGACAACCUGUUCGAGUGCAGCUUCCCCUACAGUUCCGGCAUCCACCAAGCCCCGCUCGACUGCACAGAGGAAGAGGCCGAGAAUAGCUACUUCCACAUGCAUUUCUACCCGCCUCUCCUGCGCUCGGCGACGGUGCGCAAGUUCCUCGUGGGAUAUGAGCUGUUGGCCGAGCCGCAGCGGGACAUUACGCCGGAGCAGGCGGCGGCAAGGCUCAGGCCCCUGGGAGGCGAGGUCUACCGCAAGAGUCUUCAGAAGUAG
This is a messenger RNA of Diaporthe batatas, 1074 nucleotides long. Its product is annotated as UDP-glucose:hexose-1-phosphate uridylyltransferase. Gene Ontology annotation, cellular component: cytoplasm. Gene Ontology annotation, biological process: beta-D-galactose catabolic process via UDP-galactose, Leloir pathway. The record is from RefSeq and is a predicted model, not a curated record. The transcript is spliced from 4 exons. Gene Ontology annotation, molecular function: zinc ion binding; UDP-glucose:hexose-1-phosphate uridylyltransferase activity. NCBI's taxonomy places the organism in Eukaryota, Fungi, Ascomycota, Sordariomycetes, Diaporthales, Diaporthaceae. Bases 1 to 1074 code for a protein of 357 amino acids.